CGAACGGGCGAAGAGUGGGGCAGGAGCUGGCCUGGGUGCGGGGAUGGGAGGGGUUGGAGCUGGCCUGCGGAGCAGGGAUGGCAGGGGAGAGGUGGGUGUUUCUUCGGGGCAAACGCUGUGGCAUGUUCGAACUCAGCGAACAGCGGAGCUGGAAGUGGGAGGUGGGGUGGAAGGUAGUAGGGUKUUUUCUGCAGGUUUGAGCGCUGGCUUGGUGUGGUGGUGGGACGGGGAGGAAUGUCUUGAGCCGGUUGCCACCGCAAGGAAUGGGAACGACGUCGCCAAGGUGUUCGGAGGUGAGACAAGAGUUGGUGCUACCUAAGAAAGGCCACACUGCAAGGAACAUGAAUAUGGGCGAAGCACAGAAAUCCAGAAUGCAAAAUCACACUGAAGU
Messenger RNA from Chara braunii, 391 nucleotides. The record is from the annotation of a GenBank genome assembly. NCBI's taxonomy places the organism in Eukaryota, Viridiplantae, Streptophyta, Charophyceae, Charales, Characeae.